Messenger RNA from Hordeum vulgare subsp. vulgare (domesticated barley), 1181 nucleotides. RefSeq names its product fructokinase-1-like. Gene Ontology annotation, molecular function: fructokinase activity. The record is from RefSeq and is a predicted model, not a curated record. The transcript has 4 exons. Gene Ontology annotation, cellular component: cytosol. The coding region runs from base 82 to 1053 and encodes 323 amino acids. Gene Ontology annotation, biological process: fructose metabolic process. NCBI's taxonomy places the organism in Eukaryota, Viridiplantae, Streptophyta, Magnoliopsida, Poales, Poaceae.
CCGUCCCAGCGCGGCGCGCACACAUCACCCCCCGUUUCCUUCCCUUUCUCUCCCUGUCUCCGUCCGUGUGUCCUGAGAGAAAUGGCGGGCGGGGGCGGGCUGGUGGUCAGCUUCGGGGAGAUGCUGGUGGACUUCGUGCCGACGGUGGCGGGGGUGUCGCUGGCGGAGGCACCGGCCUUCCUCAAGGCCCCCGGGGGCGCGCCGGCCAACGUCUCCAUCGCGGUCGCGCGGCUCGGCGGCGAGGCCGCCUUUGUCGGCAAGCUCGGCGACGACGAGUUCGGCCGGAUGCUGGCCGCCAUCCUCCGCGACAACGCCGUCGACGACGGCGCCGUCGUCUUCGACGCGGGCGCGCGCACCGCGCUCGCCUUCGUCACGCUGCGCGCCGACGGGGAGCGCGAGUUCAUGUUCUACCGCAACCCCAGCGCCGACAUGCUCCUCACCGCCGACGAGCUCAACGUCGACGUCAUCAAGAGGGCUGCAGUCUUCCACUAUGGAUCAAUAAGCUUGAUUGCUGAGCCUUGCCGGUCGGCACAUCUGCGUGCCAUGGAGAUUGCCAAAGAGGCCGGCGCGCUUCUCUCAUAUGAUCCGAACCCGAGGGAGGCAUUGUGGUCAUCCCGUGAGGAGGCUCGCAUCAAGAUCUUGAGUAUCUGGGACCAGGCAGACAUUGUCAAGGUCAGUGAGUCUGAGGUCGAGUUUUUGACCGGCAUCGACUCAGUUGAGGAUGAUGUUGUCAUGAAGCUGUGGCGCCCUACCUUUAAGCUCCUCCUGGUCACUCUUGGAGGUCAAGGAUGCAAGUACUAUGCCAGGGAUUUCCGUGGAGUUGUCCCAUCGUACAAAAUACAACAAGUUGACACAACAGGUGCUGGUGAUGCAUUUGUUGGUGCUCUGCUCCGAAAAAUUGUCCAGGAUCCAUCAUCACUGCAAGAUCAGGAAAAGCUCGAGGAGGCGAUUAAAUUUGCCAAUGCGUGUGGAGCAAUCACCACCACAAGGAAAGGGGCAAUCCCUUCAUUGCCCACAGAAAUUGAGGUCUUGCAGCUGAUGGAGAAUGCAUAGAUGCUUAUGAUUUCGCUAGCUUGUAAUUCUGGAAGUUAUAUUGUACGCUGAUGGAGAAUAUUCAGUUGUAGUGGAUGAUAUCUUGUACUACCAGCCAUAAAUGGAAUCUUGAUCCAGAAAUUCUGCCA